AUGCAUCAUACUACUACAGGAGAGGAUGUAUUCGUUUCUGUUUUUAAACUCUUGAAAAAAUAUGAUUUACCAUUGGCAAAGUUAUCGUCUGUGGCUAUAGAUGAAGCUCCUUCUAUGACAGGGAAAAAUGAAGGUUUCGUUGAAAGUUUGCAAAAAAAGGCUAAUGAAAAUGUUGAACAUACAUUUCAUAAGACACGUUGUAUUAUACAUCAAGAGAUGUUAUGUUCAAAAGUUAUUAAUAUGACACAUGUAAUAAGACCUGUAAAACACAUGGUCAAUUUUAUAAGAUCCCGUGGUUUGAACCAAAGAAAAUUUUCGAUUUUUUUAAACGAUUUAGAAAGUAAAUAUUCAGGUUUACCACACUUUAUGAAGUACGAUGGUUAUCAUGGUUAUCGAUGGUUAUGCUCAACUUUAUUUGAAAGAUUCUGGAAGUUAAAAGAUUCCAUACAAAUAUUUUUAGAAUCUAAAGAACAAGACGUCAGCAUUUUGUUGGAUCCAAUGUGGUUACAAGACCUAUCCUUCAUGGUCGAUAUUACGAAGCAUUUAUCGUAUUUAAAUUUAAAAUUACAAGGGAAAGAUCAAAUUAUAACAGGCAUUAAUGACCAUGUUAAGGCUUUCAUAUGUAAAUUAGAUCUAUGGAAAACACAAUUACAAAAUGAAGAUUUAACGCAUUUCCCAACUUGCGUGACGUAUAAAACAAGUAAUAAUGAACCAAUUUCCUACAAAAAAUAUUCAGAAAAAAUUAUAUGUUUAAAAACUAAAUUCGAAAGUAGGUUUCAAGAUUUCAAAUAUUUAGAAAACGAUUUUGUCUUGUUCGUGUCUCCUUUUUCAAUAAACGAAGUAGAAGUUCCAGCACAUAUACAAAUGGAACUGAUCGAUAUUCAAAAUGAUUAA
Molecule: messenger RNA, 894 nt
Organism: Cinara cedri
Lineage: Eukaryota; Metazoa; Arthropoda; Insecta; Hemiptera; Aphididae
Source: the annotation of a GenBank genome assembly